Molecule: messenger RNA, 2073 nt
Organism: Pelmatolapia mariae (spotted tilapia)
Lineage: Eukaryota; Metazoa; Chordata; Actinopteri; Cichliformes; Cichlidae
Product: alanine aminotransferase 1-like
Exons: 14
Coding region: 1-2073 (690 amino acids)
Biological process (GO): biosynthetic process
Molecular function (GO): pyridoxal phosphate binding; L-alanine:2-oxoglutarate transaminase activity
Source: RefSeq, a predicted model, not a curated record
AUGAGCACUGUGCAGGACGUGAAUCCCAGGGUGCGUGGGAUCCGAGCCCCAGUGAACCUGCAGGGUCUAGCAGCAUGCAUCUCAGAGCAGAUUGCACAGAGUGUAAAAAAAAACUUCAAGAGUGUGAUUGAUGUCAGCUCAGGUGAUCCACACAAGGCAGGAAUGCCGCCUAUCUCAUUUAUUCGCCAGGUUAUGGCAGUGUGUCUGUACCCUGAGCUCCUCAAAAAAAAAAGCCUUCCUCUGGAUGUCAGGCAGAGGGCACAGAAGCUUCUGGACAUGUGUUCUGGAGGGAGUGUGGGUUCAUACUCCACAACCUCCAGUGGUUUACCACAAGUCCAGAAAUGCAUUUCUGAAUUUAUCACAAGGCGAGAUGGUGGCGUGCCUUCUCAUCCAGAAGACAUCAUCUUAACUGUUGGCUCACAGAAGGGUUUGUCGGUGUUUUUAAACCUGCUUACCAGUGGAGAGGGCAAAACUGAGACAGGUGUGCUGACCCCCAUGCCCUGUCCACAUACUCUGCCCAUGCUGCUGGACAUGACUGGGCUGGCACUGGUUCCAUACCAUCUUUUUGAAGAACAAGGCUGGGCUGUAAACCUGGAUGAGCUGCAUAGAGCUUUAGAGGCUGGAAGAGUCCACUGUGAGCCCAAAGCCAUAUACAUCAGCAACCCAGGAAAUCCUACAGGUUACGUGCAAGACAGAGAAACUAUUGAGAAGGUGAUUCGCUUUGCUGCUACCAACUGCCUCAUCAUACUGGCUGAAGAGGUGCACCAGGAUAGUGUGUAUGGCCAGGACAAAGAAUUUAUUUCCUACAAGAAAGUGCUGUCUGAGAUGGGCAAAACUUAUGCUGAGACAAUGGAGCUGGUGUCUUUCCAUUCAAUAUCUACAGCCCACAUAGGAGAGUGUGGUCUGAGAGGAGGGUAUAUGGAGGUAAUCAACAUUGACCCAGCAGUGAAAAAGUACUUAACUGUCACUUCCAGCGCUCCAGUGUUACCACAGCUGGCAAUGGAAAUUAGUGUUAAUCCACCUAGACCUGAAGAUUCUUCCUAUAACUCAUACACACAGGAGAUUCAUCAUAUUGAGGAUACUCUUUCCCAGAAUGCUAAACGGGCAUGUGAGUUUCUGAAUAGAGUAGAAGGGAUGAGCUGUCAGCCAUCAAUGGCAGGACUCUUUCUUUAUCCCCGGGUACACUUGCCACCUCACAUGGUAGAGGAGGCCAAGAGGUUGGGAGUGAAGGCGGAUAUGCUUUACUGUCAGAGGUUGCUGGAAGAGGAGGGUAUUUGUGUGGGGGCAGGUUGUGAGAAUGGACAGGAAGAUAAAAACUAUCACAUCAGGCUGUGUAUUUUGACUCCUCCUUCCACUCUGGAGGAGAUCUUGGCACGCCUUCGUUCUUUCCACCAUCGCCUGCUGGAAAAACUUAUCGAGGAAGUUUGUAUUUUCAUCGAGGUAGGACAGGACUCCUCUGUGUCUGAGAUAGCAAUGGGGAGGAGUCUGAAAGGAAGAAUGAUGGAGAGCACCAAUUUAAACCAUGCAAAGCAGAGGCUAAUUGGCUCAAAGAAGGCAAGCGAGAAGAUGAUUGGACCAGAAUUCCAAGUGGUCAGUCUGGGCAGCAUCACCUCAUACCCCGUCAUAAUGAACACUGGUGCCCCACAGGGGUGUGUACUGAGCCCUCUCCUGUACUCACUCUACACCUACGACUGCACGGACACAAGCAACUCCAACAUCAUUGUGAAGUUUGCUGACGACACUAUAGUGGUGGGUCUUACAAGGAGGAGCAUCCUCACUGGAUGCAUCACCACCUGGUACGACAACAGCACCGCUUACAACCGCAAAGCUCUCCAGAGAGUGGUCCGGUGUGCCGAAAGGAUAAUUGGAAGUGAGCUUCCCUCCCUCCAGGACAUCUACAGGAAGCGGUGCCUGAGGAAAGCGGGGAGGAUCAUCAAAGACUCCAGUCACCCCAGCCAUAAACUGUUAAAACUACUUCUAUCAGGCAGGAGGUUCUGCAGUAUCCGGUGCCGAACCAGCAGACUGAGAGACAGCUUUUUCCAUCAGGCCAUCAGAUUGCUGAACACUUCAUAG